Ceutorhynchus assimilis (cabbage seed weevil) is the source of this 2193-nucleotide messenger RNA. The record is from the annotation of a GenBank genome assembly. Lineage: Eukaryota; Metazoa; Arthropoda; Insecta; Coleoptera; Curculionidae.
CCAUUGGCAACAUCGAUUUUCGCCGUACGUCAAACUCAACCUGCCAAUCACCGCGCCCCUCACUCAAUUGCCGAAUUAUUUAUAAAUAACAAUUUCUCAUUUUCAAUCUACAAUAAACUGAAUGGAUAAGCACCCGCACUCGGUCGACGCUCCAAUUUAGUUUAUAAGAAACAGUGUCGGCCAGUAAUUCCGCGAAAAAUGUCGACGGCCUUAUUGGCUGUGAUCGCUGUUAUUUUAUGUAUUUUGUUCAGAAUUUUGAAUGUGAAUUCGCAACCUCUCAAACCGUCCUUAUGGUGUGGCGACAACAAAUUUCUGGAUAACGUGUUGAAGAUUACACCUUUGCUAAAUGAACCUUACAUUCCUACCAGGCUAUGGGGUUUUAGCGGACACGUACAGACAAUCAUCCACAGUGUGAUUGGCCGAGUGAAAUGUCCUUGGCCGAUGGGAGAAAGAGUCUUUCUCACUUUAUCAGAUGGCACGACUCUAACAUACGAUAUGUAUCAGCCUUUGGAUACGAAUUUUCCAGAUGAUAUAUCCAUUGCAAUAUGCCCAGGUAUUUGCAAUACUUCCGAGUCUGUCUACAUUCGUACUUUUGUCCAUUGGGCUCAGUACCACGGCUACAGAUGUGCGGUACUUAACCAUGUGGGCGCUUUGCCUAAGGUUCCAGUUACUGCACCUAGGAUUUUCAGCUAUGGAAACACAGACGAUUACCAUGCAAUGUUAUUGAACCUAAUAAACAGACAUCCAAAUACGAAACUGGUUUGCGUUGGAUUCAGUCUCGGAGGGAACCUGGUGACGAAAUAUCUUGGAGAAAGGGAACGAGUCAAACAUCCUAACAUUAUAGGAGGAAUUUCGAUAUGUCAAGGCUAUGACGCUAUUGAAGGAACUAAAUGGCUCCUGAACUGGCAAAACUUCCGUCGAUUCUAUCUCUACGUGAUGACUGAAAAUUUAAAAAAUAUAAUCCUACGUCACAGCAAAGUACUUUUGAGCGAGGAGGCUAAACAACGAUUCCAAUUGGUGGAAAGUGAAAUUAUAUCCGCCGCUACUUUACCCGAACUAGACGAGGCUUACACCAGGAAAGUACACGGAUUCAGUACUAUUACAGAGUUGUACAAAUGGAGUUCCAGCAUCAAUUAUUUGAAUGACAUUGAAAAACCAAUGAUUUUUAUCAACGCCAAAGAUGAUCCCAUUGUUCCUGAACCCCUAUUGGAACCGCUUAGACAAGUUGCCAUUGAAGCUUCAAAUACCCUUUUCGUAGAAGUAGCUCACGGAGGCCAUUUAGGCUUUUACGAGGGCGGUCUCAUAUAUCCAAACCCUGUAACGUGGCUAGACCGGACAUUGGUUGCCUUGGUAGGCAGCCUUGCUCUACACUAUGACGACAAAAUAAUGAAAUCUAGAGCCAGUUUGGGUGUUUAAAAAAAAAUGAUGCCCAAUUUUGAAGGCGGAAAGUUUCUUUUUGAACAUUUUUGUUGAUUUCAUGUACAUAUUAAAGUUGUGACUCAUAAAUAAUAUGUAAUAUGUUGUCUAUGCGCAGUGCUAAAAAUGGGCAUUUAAGUCAAUUAAAAUGACUUUUAGAUGGACAAACUAUGAUUAACCGAAAAAUAUGGCUUUAUGGCGCCUAGAAUAUUGUGAAUGAAGUGUGAUUUUUAGCUGGCUAUAUAGCUUUUAAAUUAUUUGAGAAUUUUAUAGAUUUCAGCUACAUAUUUAAAUUGUUUUUCGUGAAAAAAUAAAAUAGGUUUAUUUUACAAGAAAAUUUGUUUAUUUUUGUAUUUAGUACUUAAGUCUGUGUUUUCGUUUAAAUGUGGAACCCUGCAACAAGCAUUUAUAUUCAAAUUUUCGCGCAUUCCUAAUAUAAUUUUUUACUGCCUUUAUCAAUAUUUUUUAGUUUUAUUUUUUGACUUACAUACUACUGACCUCAGGUUUGUCAAUAAACUUAAUAAGUAUUUGAAGACUUGAAGCCACUUUUGAAAUGGAAGAUCUCCCUUUGUUUAAACAAUUAAUUUGUAAAUACUUUAUUGAGAUACAACCGAGAAAAAAUAUUUUAUAGUUCGUGUAUAUUUUUUGUAAUUUAAAAAUAUUAUUUAUUUUAAAUUUCCGAACCAGUUUGCAAAGCAAUUUAUCCUUUUGUGUUAUAGAUUUAUGGUGAUUUAUAAUUAUUUAUUGAUAAUAUAAAUAUAAUCAAGUUAAUGUCGA